Molecule: messenger RNA, 3453 nt
Organism: Endocarpon pusillum Z07020
Lineage: Eukaryota; Fungi; Ascomycota; Eurotiomycetes; Verrucariales; Verrucariaceae
Exons: 1
Coding region: 1-3453 (1150 amino acids)
Source: RefSeq, a predicted model, not a curated record
AUGGGCACUUUGGAAAUUGCCCACAAAGGCAAGCAUUCGCAUGCGAGCCCAGCCAGUGAUGAAGAUGCUCGACUCGAAGACGAAGUUGAUGACUUCGGCUUGCCCAAGAACCGGCCUCGACGAGUGGAUCCUGUGCAUGCUACCAGUGACGAGGAUGAGGAUGAGGCAGCGUUCCAUGACGCUGAAGAUCAUAUAAAUACCAAAGUAGAAGGUCAAGGGCUACGAACUCCUAAGCCUGCGCUACCUGACUCCAGUCAAGCUGAGAAGAUCUCUGCCUCCCAAGCUUCCGCCAACGAGAAAAUCGCUCAAAAGAGUACAGUGAACUCCACGCCACCCGGCUCGUUGAGUAACGGACAUCACGACUAUGGGAACCCACAAGUUUCGAUCAGGGAAAUCAGAGAGGUGGAGUCUGGAUCUGAGCAUAAGCCUGUGGCGGAACAGCGGUCAUCUACACCUCCACAAGACUAUGGCAAAGCACUUCAUGGACAUUCAAACUCUUUUGAGACAUCACCCGCAAGCAAAAUUAACACGCCACCCAGCAGCAAGACCAAACGUCCUUCUGAUGCGCCUGCAGUCUCGGAGUGGUCCCACCAGCGCCUCGCACCACAGCACAGUGAGAUCAAGGAGGAAGAAGAUGAGGGGGACGAUUGGCAAGCGAUGCCUGCGCUUGCCAAGUACGAUCUCUACGAUGACGAAGGGAAGCUUCUUGCACGCGGCGCUGAGCCUGAGGAUGAAGAGGAAGCCACUUACGGCGGACUAGGUGGUGCCGGUAAGGGAUAUACUCGUGUCCAGUUGGACGAGGAUGCAAAAUCUGCCACAAGCAUGGAUGAAGAUACCGGGUAUCUGUUCAAAGAGAGCCAAAAGCAUAACGUCAUGGAUGAUGAGGAACAGCGGGAUGCAGUUUCACAAUUGCAAGCUACAAAAGACCUUCUUACAGAGGGCCAAAGGAUCGCGUACGUUGGCGUCACGCGGCUCACCAUGUUCAACAUGACGAGAGAGCUGGAAGACAUUGAAGCCACACGAACGACCAAAAAGGAGCUCAGCAAAGCAUUUGAGUCCAUGACUAAGUGGGGUCAGCAGAUGAUGGUUAGGUUAUACGCGCAUAUGGAAAUCGAUUCUGCAGAGCAGGUCAUGAUUGAGCAACUGACUGAUCACGGAGUGCAACCGACGGAUCUGGUACCUCCUUUAAUGCAGACUUCGAGAGUGGCAAACCCGAUGGCAGACACCAAAAGCCCCGAAAAAUUAGCUCGGCCUGAAGAUCAAGAAAGUGUGCAAGAUAAAUCCGAGUCAGAGUCGGCUAAGACAGAAUCAGAAGUAUUGCCACGCGAUUCUAAGGAUGAAGAACAAGUUCCAAGGGUCCACACACCGUCUCAAAUGGAGAGCACAGCUAAGAUUGACCUUGAUCUGAGAUGGACAGUUUUAUGCGAUUUAUUUUUAUUAUUGAUUUCAGAUUCGUUAUAUGAUGCCAGAUCUCGACGACUGCUCGAACAGGUUGCAAAGGCUAUGGAUGUUUCUUGGACCCAAAUAUGCCGGUUCGAGAAGAGGGUCAUUGAUGCUCUUGAAAUGCAAGAGGAGGCCAACAAGGAAAACUGGAACGAAGAAGAGCAUAUGGAGACAAGGAGAAAGCUGGGCCUCAGGAGAAAAUAUAUGGUCAUGGGACUCGCCACCGUGGGGGGCGGAUUGGUGAUUGGGCUUUCAGCUGGAUUACUUGCACCGGUAAUCGGUGCAGGUCUGGCGGCAGGCUUCACUACCAUUGGUGUCACCGGCACUGCUGGCUUCCUGGGCGGUGUUGGAGGCGCUGCUCUUAUCACUUCUGCCGCAACAGCCGCAGGAGGGACCAUUGCUGUCAGGGCUUCCCAUCGACGAACGGGCGCGGUGAAGACGUUUGAGUACAGACCCCUGCACAACAACAAACGACUCAACCUGAUCUUGACUGUUUCUGGUUGGAUGAAUGGCAAAGUGGAUGACGUUCGACUGCCCUAUAGCACAGUGGAUCCAAUCAUGGGCGAUAUCUACUCGCUUCUUUGGGAGCCAGAAAUGCUGCAAUCGAUGGGUGACACCAUCAACAUUCUGGCGACCGAAGCAUUAACUCAGACUGUGCAACAAGUACUUGGUAGCACCAUUCUUGUAGCAUUAAUGGCCUCCCUACAGCUACCAAUCGUUCUGUCGAAGUUGUCUUAUCUCAUCGACAAUCCAUGGACGGUCUCCCUGGACCGUGCUAACUCGGCAGGUCUUAUUCUCGCAGACUCUCUAAUUGAUCGCCAUCUUGGUAACAGGCCUAUCACCUUGCUUGGCUUUUCCCUUGGCUCUCGUUUGAUUUUCUCAUGUCUGAAAGAGCUCGCGGCCCGUGGUGCGUAUGGCAUUGUACAAAAUGUGUAUCUGUUUGGUUCUCCCAUCGUUGCGAAGAAGGAUGAGUAUCUGAGAGCGAGGUCUGUUAUUUGUGGCCGGUUUGUGAAUGGAUAUGCAUCGAAUGACUGGAUUCUGGGUUACUUAUUCCGAGCGACGAGCGGUGGUAUUAUGCGGGUCGCUGGCCUGGCUCCAGUAGAAGGUAUACCCGGCCUUGAAAAUUUGGACGUCACGCAGCUGGUCAAUGGCCAUAUGGCCUAUCGUACGGCCAUGCCCAAGUUGCUUAGGGAGGUUGGCUGGGAGGUUGAGUCCGAUGAAUUCACCGAGAUCGAGGAUCCAGAUCCGGAAAAUCACCAAAAGCGGCAGAGAGAAUUGAUCCGGGAGAUAGACGAAGCAAGGAAAGAGGCUGAUGCCAAGCCUCAAAAGACUCGAUUUGGCUUUUUCAAACGUGGAAAUCUGGCAGAGAAGAAGGGCUGGGAGACUUACCAGACGAGCAACAGUUCUGGCGAUCUCAGAAAGUCUACUGACGGCAGUAGUGGGCUUAACGGAAACGUGUUGUUCGACAUUGAGGCGAUCAGGAAGGAGCUGGAAAGCGAGAUGAUCGAAGUUCGGCAGCUGGAAAGUACACUGCCGCCAAUACAGAUCGAUCUCAAUGGCAGCGCAGCACAGCAAAGUCCUUACUCGAAUCUGCGCCACACGAAAAGCUCGGAUGCUUCGAUGGGUACCGAGACACGUACAGUCAAAGAGAUAGUGGAGAAGUCUCUACCUCGACCACUUCCCGAGGAGUUAGCAGAUGUCAAGCUUCCACCUAGGCCUUCCGACCUCGAUGAUGACCAUCCUAGCCCAGAUGAAGAACGUGAAAUUCGCAUGACCUUCGACAAUGCAUUUGAGGCCCCACGAGAGCUGCCAAGUACUCUGGCGCCGUUGAGCGUUCGACCAGACGACAGGACGCCUUCUCCAUUUGAGAUACCUGAGCUGAAAACAAGUGCUACUUUGCCUACAAGCAUGAGCACGAAGUUCGGCUCGUUAAACCUGGAGCAUAAUGCCUGGGCGGACGAAGACGAGGACUUCUCCAGGGAGAGAGAAAUGAGAAUGACAUUCGAAUGA